Amoebophrya sp. A120 is the source of this 2665-nucleotide messenger RNA. NCBI's taxonomy places the organism in Eukaryota, Dinophyceae, Syndiniales, Amoebophryaceae. The record is from the annotation of a GenBank genome assembly.
CUCUUCCAAAAAGAAAAAAAGAUCUGGAUUACCUGAGUGACAGAGAGCAUUGCACCCAGUCGUGCGCUCCAGGAUGAAAAGAACACACGCCAAGUAGUUAUAGCUAGCAGAUCAAAAUGCAGAAGAUGACUACAACUGCUACUAUCUCCUUCACUGCGAGCGUCCAACGCUUCGUCGUUGUCUGCUCCGUGAUUUUGGCCGCCGCGACUCUUGCAACAACGACGACCUCCGGGGACACAGAUGCUUCUAGCAAGGUCGCAAACCACGACGAACAGGAUUCCUCUUCCGCGGCCCAGCACUACUGCGACAGCAUCGGCUGCAACCAGCCAAGAUUUUCCAACGGAAAAGAGUUCCGGUUGAUGGGUUUGUUCUGGGCGGCGCAACGGAGAUAUCUCGACCGAACGGCAGAAAGUGUUUGCGAAGCGGUGCAUCGCAAAUCCGUGCCGACAAGAAUAGGUUACGAAAACGAUGAGCAAAGCGAGUCGGUUCCAGUAGAAGUAGACGGACAGACCCUCAACACUACAGCAGUAUCCCACUUCUGGCACCAGUUGCAGCGCCUGAUCCGCACUCCUGGCUUCGCACAGAUCGCCGCCGUCCCGAGUGUCCGGGUUGCGUUCGCAGAGUCGGGGAUAGAGCCGACAAGGCAUGAUGGAGGUACCAGUACCACUCCUCCAAUCGUAUCUUCAAGAACAAACACCGACGCAGAGGAGGAGAACUUUCUCAGUGGUGGCGUUAAGCAGCAGGCUGGAGCGGCUGCUGUUGCUACCGAAGAUGAACAAUUCAGUUCGGACAAACAUCAUCAUCAACAAGCCCUUGCGCCAACAAAAGGCACGUUCUUCGCACCCGACCACCUGGUAUUCGGCAGUUACGGAAGUUUGUACUCCAUCACCUUGAUCGCGAAAGUGUUGAAACAAGACGACCAGUGUUUGUCUUCUCUGCAGCUGCUGGCCGAAGGAAACGAGAAAGCGGCGGGAUCGGCGCAAUACCAGUGUGGCUUUCCAGAAGCGUUGCAGGUCAGGGAUUUGCUCGUCGAGGGUGAUGAAGUAAAUGAAAGCAAAAAAAGACAAUACCCAAAAGUCGUUGCGACAUUGGAUAUUACCACGGGAGGUACAACAUCAGGCACCAGUCUGAGCACAAUUCUGCAAACGCAACACGGGGAACAGAACUUUGUCCUCUCUCUGCUUGGUGCAACUCUUUACGAAUCGGGACAGCUAGAAGUCGCUAUCUUUCUUGCCGCUGAUCCAGCGACGUCGACUUGUGUUUUGGUCGACGGCCAGCGGACCUUCUCCUCCAUACCCGCCUCCUAUUUCAGCGAAUGGGCUUGUGAGGUCUUGGAUGAAGCUGCGAACACCUCUUCCAGGGUCAAAGCUGCCGUCGUCAGCUACAGUAGCGCGGUCGUGACGUUGGCGUGUGGGCUGUUGCCGCUACCGAUGAAAGAGGCUACCUCUUUCGAUACGAGCGCGACCGCAUUGUUCAAAAGCGUGCGCAUUCGAACCAGAAGCAUGGGCAGUGACUGGAUCGUUGCAGUUCCACUCGUCACACAACUCAAAAAUACCGCAGUCUCGUCAAGAAUAGCAGGAGAUCUGAAUCAUGCGACCUUUCCCACGACCGGGCCGGCAUAUGAGAACAAUUACCCCACCCGCGGAGACCACCACGCCUACUACCCGCGCACUCUGACAGUUUGUUCCCAGGUGCUAUAUGGUUUGGACACCCCGCACGCCACGGAGCUGAUGCAGCAGUGGUUUGCGUACCACGAAGCGAUCGGGAUAAAGCACUUCUACCUCUACGAUCGAGACGGUUCUCUGUGGGACUUCGUGGAAAAAAUGCGACAAGACCCGCAAAACGGAAUCGGGAUCACCUACUUUGACAAUUUCAGCGACCGGUUCCUCUCCCCCAGCCAUCAUGUCGUCCAGCAGCAGAACAAACCCGGACUGCCCUCCCACGCAGCCCCCGACGCGGCCGCCGCGGCCCACUGCGUGUUCGCGAAUCGGGGCCUGUCGGAAUUCGUUCUGAUGCUCCACUCGCCGGAUGAGUACUUGUCUAAUUCGAACGGCUUGCGGCACGUUGAGGAGGUGCUCCAACCCCUGCGGCAGCAAAAAAUCGACAUCUGCGACGUCAGCCAGGUGUACUUCGUGAACCAGACGCGGCAAAGCCCCACCUUGCUCGGCCGCUACACCAACCGCGCAGACAAGCCCUUGUUGCAGCCCAAAGGCUGGGGAAGUGCGCAGUUCGCCAACAGCUUCUUGAACCGGUUCGGGAGUCCCAUUCUCCGGCCGGAAGCGGUUUCGGAAUUGGUCGCAGCGCACUAUCCAAGAGGGAAUAACUUGUUUUUUCCGGCACGCGUUCUGGACGAGACGCCUCAAACCUUUGUCCGCGCAAACCACUACGGACACGCUUUUUCUCUCCGGAAUCCGCUCGACGAAAGCGAUGUGUUGGUGCAGGAUGACAGCGCUCUGUGGGCAGAAGAGAUCGUGGCAAAGCGGAUUUUUGAGCAGAGAAACGAAUUAUAAAUGAAGAAGACCUCCUCUGAGGCCGGUUCCGUCUGCCCAUUCCAAGGGCGAUCAAGCUGCACAUUGCUAUUUCCUGGGUCUGUUGCGCUCCAGUCACAGCACUCACUCCACUAUGAUUUUGAAGUUGGAGCAGACACAGAUCCAUGUCGAUAGCC